AUGGUGGAUCUUGGGGAUUUGUAUCAUGAAGGAGGAGACGGCGUCAAGCUAAACAAGAAGAAGGCGAUGCAACUGUAUCGCAUGGCCGCGGACCGAGGCCACGCAAGAGGUCAGUGCAUGCUUGGCGAGAGCCUCAUCGAUGAUGACACUUCUGCACUCAGUACGGAGUUUCGCGAAGCGCAUCGACUCUUUACACUCAGCGCGUCGCAAGGCUUCGCUGAUGCGGAGUACCAGCUUGGCUUCAUGUAUGAGGAGGGAUGGGGCGUGAACCGCGAUCUCGAUGAAGCGAAGCGCCGGUAUGCAAUCGCGGCAGCGCAG
This is a messenger RNA of Aureococcus anophagefferens, 318 nucleotides long. RefSeq lists its product as hypothetical. The transcript has a single exon. Gene Ontology annotation, molecular function: protein binding. NCBI's taxonomy places the organism in Eukaryota, Pelagophyceae, Pelagomonadales, Pelagomonadaceae. The record is from RefSeq and is a predicted model, not a curated record. The annotation marks the transcript as partial.